This is a messenger RNA of Xiphophorus couchianus (Monterrey platyfish), 1655 nucleotides long. RefSeq names its product serine/threonine-protein kinase pim-1-like. The coding region runs from base 74 to 1312 and encodes 412 amino acids. The transcript has 10 exons. Gene Ontology annotation, cellular component: cytoplasm. The record is from RefSeq and is a predicted model, not a curated record. Gene Ontology annotation, biological process: regulation of mitotic cell cycle; negative regulation of apoptotic process; protein autophosphorylation. Gene Ontology annotation, molecular function: ATP binding; protein serine/threonine kinase activity. Lineage: Eukaryota; Metazoa; Chordata; Actinopteri; Cyprinodontiformes; Poeciliidae.
UGAGACUACGAGAGAUAAAACUGCCAACACUUGUAGGUGGAGAUCGACACUGAAGUCUACAAUAGAAAAAAAAAUGGUCAAAGAACAUAAAAGGAAAGGAAAAAUGCCGGCCCUCAGGAGACGACGAGAGCGCAACAGCAGCGUGAUGUCACCAAACACAAAGUCUGCUGAGGACAGCAGACCAAGGAAAAGGAAAAAGGCUGCAGAUGAGACCCCCAGAAGACGGAUCAUGGUCUCUCAGAUGGCUGGAGCCUCCACAAGAUGCCAGGUCCCAAUCAGAACCAUGAUGAGACUGAGGAGUAACGCCACAAAGGAGGCAGAGGAAUUUUCACCACCAGCCAAGAAGAAGAAGAAGGGUCUCCUGCAGCGAGUCCUUACCAAAGAGCCUCCACUCUCCUGGGACAUCAGCUCAGGUUGGCUUCAGAAGAAAAAUCUAAUUAGAUAUAUUGAAGACUUUGAGAAACCACUGAAGAGGAAGAAGAUGAAGAUGGAGGAAGAAAGAAUGGAUUCCCAAAGAGGCGAAUUCCAGGAAAAGUAUGUCGAGCUUCAUCAGCUUGGAGAUGGAGGUUUUGGAUCUGUGUUUGCUGGAUAUCGGGUCGAGGGUAAAUUGCCUGUGGCUAUCAAACACAUCCCGAAAGACAACGUGGUCAUCAAACAUAAGGAUGAGAACGGCAGAGAGCUGGCCAUGGAGACUGUAAUCAUGUUGAAGCUGAGGACUGCAACAAUGCCGCAGUUGGCCAUGGUGUCCCUGCUGGACUGGUACGAUCUGGAUCAGGAGCUGAUUUUAGUGAUGGAGCGGCCCAUGUUUGCUGAGGACCUUCUGGUCUAUCUUAAAGAGUGUGGAGGCUGUCUAAAUGAGAAGGAGGCCAAGAUCAUACUGAAACAGCUAGUAGAAGCAGCGCUCUACCUUCAGAAUGCAAACAUCUUCCACAGGGACAUUAAGGUGGAAAAUACCCUGAUUGAGACCACCGCAGAAGGCCUACAAGUCUAUCUGAUAGACUUUGGUUUAAGCUGCUUUGAUGACAGAAGAAAACAUGAACUACUGUGUGGGACUCCUGAACACCUCCCACUGGACUGGUUCAUGCACAACAACUACUGUGCUGAACCCACAACAGUGUGGCAGCUGGGUGUGGUGCUUUUCGAGGUGGUCCACAUGAUGCGGUUCAACAGCCACAGCUUCCUGAAAAACAAGCUUAAGAUCAGCAAAAGGCUCUCCAAGAACUGCCAGGAUGUUCUGACAAAGUGUCUAAUGGUUGAUCCUGUGGAUCGUCCCACACUGGAACAGCUGCUGGGCCACCCGUGGUUUUCGUAGCUUACACACACACACACGCACACGCACAUAUGUUUAUGGACACAUACAUACAUCUACUGAAUGCUUCACUUUCAAAUUAUAACCUUUUUGAUGUUGGGGGUGGGUGAUAUGUUAAAGCUAAACAAUCCUUCCUUCCAUCCUUUCUUCUCUCAUUCCUUCCUUCGAUCGCUUCUUCCUUCCUUCCUUGCAGGUUUGAGAGGGGGUCUGGUCCCAGUCUCCAGCAGCCUGUCUUCUUCUUGUGGAAACAAUAUUCAUACGGUUAAUUUGUGACUUUUGCUUUUCUCUGAGUGCUCUUGUUGAAACUACAUCUAUAAUUUUCAUUGGGACGUUUACUUUGUAUUUA